ACUUUCACACCAACUCUCUUUCUCCCAUUUACCCUCCCCGAGUUCGACACUUCGAAGGCAAAGGUGGGGAGGAGGAGAUGGCUAUCAACAAGAAAUCCAACAAGCUGCCUCAAACACCGGUUAUCAAGCAGAUCCUAAAGAGAUGCUCCAGCUUGGGCAAGAAGCAAAGCUACGACCAACAAGGUCUGCCUUUGGACGUCCCCAGAGGUCAUUUCGUUGUUUACGUUGGCCCUAACAGGACCAGAUACAUUGUUCCCAUCUCCUUCUUGACCCGACCCGAGUUCCAGACCCUGCUUCAUCAAGCUGAAGAAGAAUUCGGGUUCGAUCACGACAUGGGCCUCACCAUUCCCUGUGAUGAAGCUGUUUUCCAGUCUCUAACCUCCAUGCUCAGAUGAAGCAAAAAAAUAAAGUAUUUUUGGAGAAGGUUAACGGUUGAGCCGUUAACGAGUGUUAAAAAACGAUAUCAACCAGACAGGUCAUUGGAAUGUUUUGCCCGAGGACGAAGGGUUAAAAACAAA
Messenger RNA from Hibiscus syriacus, 518 nucleotides. RefSeq names its product auxin-responsive protein SAUR50-like. Gene Ontology annotation, biological process: response to auxin. The record is from RefSeq and is a predicted model, not a curated record. Bases 78 to 395 code for a protein of 105 amino acids. The transcript has 2 exons. NCBI's taxonomy places the organism in Eukaryota, Viridiplantae, Streptophyta, Magnoliopsida, Malvales, Malvaceae.